AUGGCUCCCACAGCCUCGCAGCUCCUCAGUUUUAACCUUCGCACUCCUCCAACACUGGACAUGAUCAGCACAAUAAAGCAGCUCUGCCUUCUCCAACAUCAGCCCUUCAAUCACAGAACCUCCCGUCGCAAAUACAUCCUUCAAUCCUCCACUGAAACUGGCAUUCGCUCUGAGAUCACAGCCUUUCCUCUUUCUCUCUGCUCUCAACAACAACACUGCCAUGUUCCUUUCCAACAUGAAACUCAGCAUCUGCCUCCCGGACCCCACUCCAACCCCUCUCCUGGAAGCCUGCCUCUGACCUCUGACCUCUCUGACCCCACUCAUCAUAAACGUCAUAAACUCCUCUCUCACCACCGGUACUGUCCCUCCCAAUCUCAAAAUGCCACUAUCAAGCCGCUCCACAGAAAACCCAACCUGGACCCCUUCAACUUCCGUCCCAUCUCAAAUCUCUCUCUCCGGACAACAUUCCAAGAAAGUUCCAUCAUCGCCCAUGUCCAACAAUACCUUCCCCAAGGUUUGAAAGAAGUCAAACUGGGAGACCGGACUGUCGAGACUUCUGCUUUUGGACUGAGAGACUCCACCAGACCCAGAGCUGACCCCAGAUCAGUGAGAAACCCUCAGAGACUUUUCUGCAGCGAUGGACACGAGUUCAUCUUCUGA
Messenger RNA from Knipowitschia caucasica, 660 nucleotides. Lineage: Eukaryota; Metazoa; Chordata; Actinopteri; Gobiiformes; Gobiidae. The record is from the annotation of a GenBank genome assembly.